This is a messenger RNA of Xenopus laevis (African clawed frog), 2486 nucleotides long. RefSeq names its product zinc finger CW-type PWWP domain protein 1 (gene zcwpw1.L). Lineage: Eukaryota; Metazoa; Chordata; Amphibia; Anura; Pipidae. The record is from RefSeq and is a predicted model, not a curated record. Bases 246 to 1151 code for a protein of 301 amino acids. The transcript is spliced from 12 exons.
UGUGAGGCGCGGCAUUACUCCCUCACACAACUCAUUCCCGCAAUCUCCCGCUCUCACACGCUAUUAGUCAUCUUAGGAUCACGUGGCGCUGCGUCAGUCGCAUUCUAUUGGCUAGGGGAUAUCGUUUUUCUUUUCAGCGCGGGAAGCCCGUCUGUGUGACGCACGUGAUCAGAUACUGACCAAUUGAGUGUGAGGUAUCACAGGCGAGAGAAGUGGGUGUGAGUGGAAGUGCGCGAGUGUCAGACAUGUAUCAGCAGAAAGCAAAGAGACGACUGUGCUCAGCACUAUUACUGCCCAACAAAUCCUCACUCGCCGGAACUCCAAUGCUCCAUCACUGUGCCCAGGAGGAGAUUAGUGAAUCCAGGAUUGGAGGAAAAAUUCCCAAGCUGGAGAAAAGUGAGGGGGUGCUCAGCAGCGAUGAGUAUGAAGACAUAUUUCGAGCAGUGCUGGGAAGGACAGGCCCAGCUUCUCCUCAGGCUCAUGCUGGGGAGGUGCGUCCGACAUUGAAAGGAAGCAUUACACCUCUGAAGCAAUCACAUCACCAAAAGAACCCGGCAGCACCAAAGGCAGAACCUCUUGACCCAGUCCCUAUAGAUCCAGGAAAGGCAUCACUAAAAGGCACCUGGCACAGAGGGGCGUGUGUGGCCUGGGUGCAGUGUGCUAAGCUGAACUGCAAGAAAUGGCGCAGACUGGGGCAGGACGUGGAUCCUUUGCUUUUGCCUGAAGAUUGGUGCUGUGAGCAGAACUCGGAAUGUCAGAGCUGUAGCUGUGCAGACCCAGAGGAGAAGUGCUUAGAGGAUGAGGAUAUCAUUUACGCUGCAUUUAUACCUGGCUGUGUGGUGUGGGCAAAGCAGUUUGGUUACCCCUGGUGGCCGGCAAUGAUAGAUUCUGAUCCAGACUCAGCUUCUUAUUUUAUGUUUAAACAUUGUACAGAUCCACUGCCUUGGAAAUACCAUGUGACAUUUUUGGGAGACAAGGUGUCACGCGCCUGGAUCUGUAUGAGGCACAUGAAACCCUUCAGUGAUCAUUCUCCAGAGAGCCUGGGUGUGUAUAAGGAGAAGAACCGAGAGCUGAAGAAGAUGCUUGUUAAUAGUAUUGGGAUGGCACAUGAGGUCCUUUCCUUGGGCAUUCAGGUAUAUGGGAGCGGCUGAAUACAUUUGGAUUUUGUGGUCGCAGUGGCCUUUAUAUAUAAGUCUCUAUAGGACUCCAGUCUGUUACCAAUGGAAGAUUUCCCUUCUGGCACUGGAAGAAUGAACAUUCCUCAAUGCUGAACUCACACUGCAAUCUCCCUUAUUCCUUUGUACUCAGGUUAUAUUUUUAAACUGAUUUUAUGUCUUUUAGGGCAGUUUUAAUGAACAGACAUUCUGUUUUUAAGGUUUCUAAUGUUUUUAACAACUUUUGAGAAAAAAAGGUGGAAUUAAAAAAGUGCUAAGAUAGGGCAGAUGUAAGUGCAGAGUUAGCCCCCGGCACUGUUCCUUCUUUAUGUAGCACACGCCAGGGUACAUCUUGUAAGGGGGGCUUGUCUGGCAUGGGAGAGCUGCCAAACAUAUCAUCAUAUAUCCCAUGUGCAGGGCCAAAGAACUACACUUCAUUUAGGGCUUUACUUGUCCUUUAACUCACCUGCUCUUCUGAGCAUCAUGGCAUCUCCUUCUUGCCAAGUCUUAUUGCACCAUCUGUCAAUGGACUUUUUACAAAUGAUUUUAGAAAGUUUCUUUUCAUAAAAGGGAAGAAAUCGUGUUUUUUUAAAGUAAACAAGAACAUGUCACACUAUAUUUUAAUGUUUAAGAAAAGAACAUCCCUGAGAGGGAAUGACAAAACAUUUAUAUUUUACUGAGAGGAAGUAACAGAAAUAUGUGUAUUUUACUGAAAGGAAGUGACAAAACUUUGUAUUUUACUGAGAGGAAGUGACAAAACGUUUGUAUUUUACUGAGAGGAAGUAACAGAAAUAUGUGUAUUUUACUGAAAGGAAGUGACAAAACUUUGUAUUUACUGAGAGGAAGUAACAUAAAUAUGUGUAUUUUACUGAAAGGAAGUGACAAAACGUUUGUAUUUUACUGAGAGGAAGUAACAUAAAUAUGUGUAUUUUACUGAAAGGAAGUGACAAAACGUUUGUAUUUUACUGAGAGGAAGUAACAUAAAUAUGUGUAUUUUACUGAAAGGAAGUGACAAAACUUUGUAUUUACUGAGAGGAAGUAACAAAAUGUUUUUAUUUUACUGAGAGGAAGUGACAAAACAUUUGUAGUUUACUGAGAGGAAGUGACAAAAUGUUUUUAUUUUACUGAGAGGAAGUGACAAAACAUUUGUAGUUUACUGAGGGGAAGUGACAAAAUGUUUUUAUUUUACUGAGAGGAAGUGACAAAACAUUAGUGUUUUACUGAGAGGAAGUGACACAACUGUAGUGUUUGUGUGAAAGUUGAUUUGUCAGGUGUUGGGAUGUCGGCAAUAAGACUGUGUAUCUGUUGCACAAUUAAAGUUGUAAUGUUGGU